CGGAAAUCGGAAAUCGUAGCCACCGCGGCGAAACAUUUUUCAUUUUCAAUAAUCAGUCAGACUGCAGAAAAGUGGGGAGCCCGAGAAGCUACCGAAAGAUUGGACAAUUUCAUUACCCGAUUGCAGUAUAAUCUCGUGUCUCCACUGAGAAUGUCGGCUCCGGCAGGAGGAACCCAACAGGCCGCCGCGGUGUCCAAGAAAUCGAAAAAAUCCGCAGAAAACAUUAAUGCCCGAUUAGCUUUGGUGAUGAAAUCCGGAAAGUUCGUGCUGGGAUACAAGCAGACCCUUAAAACACUCCGACAGGGCAAAGCCAAGCUUAUAAUUAUCGCCAACAACACACCCGCGCUUAGGAAGUCGGAGAUCGAAUAUUAUGCCAUGUUAGCAAAAACAGGAGUCCAUCAUUACACCGGAAAUAAUAUCGAAUUGGGCACCGCUUGCGGCAAAUAUUUUCGAGUGGCCACGAUGAGCAUCACCGACCCAGGAGAUUCUGAUAUCAUAAGAACGAUGCCUGGAGUUGUGGAUACUCGCGGCGAAUAAUUUGAAUAAAGUGUGAAACACCUG
This is a messenger RNA of Paramacrobiotus metropolitanus, 561 nucleotides long. RefSeq names its product 60S ribosomal protein L30-like. Gene Ontology annotation, molecular function: RNA binding; structural constituent of ribosome. Bases 151 to 537 code for a protein of 128 amino acids. NCBI's taxonomy places the organism in Eukaryota, Metazoa, Tardigrada, Eutardigrada, Parachela, Macrobiotidae. The record is from RefSeq and is a predicted model, not a curated record. The transcript is spliced from 4 exons. Gene Ontology annotation, cellular component: cytosolic large ribosomal subunit.